UAUCGGUUCAAUCAACAUCGGAUGCUGGCUGCCAUCACUUUGGUUUAAGUUUUGUGGCUGUGCUAGUUGCGUGGUGUGGUUUCGCCGCCGAAACUGAUUUUCUCCAUCAAUAUGGGUGAAAUAAAGAAAUUGGGAAACGAAAGUUUUAUGGCAAUCGUUUUACGAAGACAACGAAUGAAAGUAAUGUUGACUUACCAUGGAAACAAUUGUAACUCUUGAAAUAAGAUCCACGUCAUUGGCCCCUGGAAAAAAGAAAUAGAAGUAUUUUGAUUUAACAGAAAAAUGUAAAGAUGAUUUAUAAUUAUUGUCUGUCUGGAAGCUUCAGUGGUCUGAAGAGUUAUUUCAAAAACCUUGACUGUAAUGUUGACUGAUUUUUGUUUUCUGAUGAGGGAUCAUUAUCGGGUUGGAAAAGUCCUGCUAGCAGAUUUCAAGAGAAAUGCAACCCGAAGGAAUCGGAAGAGACUGAAAGUGUGUUUAGAGAAGAGUCUGUGAGUUCCAAUUACUUCUGGUGCAAUGAAAGAGUCAUGGUGUUUAGCAAUUGUAAGCAAUCAAGGCAUUGCCUUGGACACCAAUCUCGUGCUUCAGAUUGUUGAGAAUUACUGAAUACUACAGGUGGUUAUUUUGUCACAGCAUCAAUUACAGCUUACUUUAAAGUGGUGAAUAGCGAGGAAAUUUUAUGAUCUUGUGAUGUGUCAGUAGCGGAUCCAGGGGCGGGGGGAUGGGGGCAGUGGCCCCCUCAAAAAGGAUUAGUUUUCAUUUAUAUUACCUUCCCUUAUUUGGCAAAAUUGAUCUAAAUAUUUGUUAGAAUUAUAUAAUUAUUCAAAAAAUAUUAUAUAGUGUCUUACAUAUACAAAAACAAUUUACAAUAUAACAACAAAUAUGUUUAUUAUUUAACAAAAGUCUGAUGGCCUGGAUCCACCCCUGUUGCCUAUUUUACUCAUGUGAUGUACUCUUGAAAUAUAAACACAUUUCGUAGCUUGAUAAAAAAUUUCAAGUGCAAAUUAAUGCCGAUUUCAGUAUCAGCUGAAAAAAAUUCUAAUUGCAUCUUACCGGUCGCAUUUUUGAAAUUUGUGAUAUUUGGAUAAAUAAAUAAUCACAUGUUAGGUAGCAAAUCCAUUUCUGCAUAUAAAAGUAUUC
Messenger RNA from Gryllus bimaculatus (two-spotted cricket), 1137 nucleotides. The record is from the annotation of a GenBank genome assembly. Lineage: Eukaryota; Metazoa; Arthropoda; Insecta; Orthoptera; Gryllidae.